GCUCCUGGAACUCUCUUGGUGGUGUUCAUAGCGGGCUGUUGUUAGCCAUCCGGCUGGAUUGCACUCCUAUUUCUGGGCAAGGACUGAACUCUAAAACCAGAUGUGAAGAUGUCCAAUCCACCUGAUCUUCCAACCACAUCUAGUCAAGCUGCACUGCAGUUUGACUUUCACAGUAUGUUUAGUUCUGUGAAGAAGGGCUGGUUGGAGAAGCGUUGUGUUGAGUUUUCAUGUUACAUUGAUCCAGAGCUGUUCAUCAUGGACAGGCAUCAGCAUAAAUCCACAGCCUCUCAAAAAUCUAGACCAGUCGAAGUCAGCACCAUGUUCCAACAUCUUUCCAGAGGAGGUCAAUGCAGCAAAACAGUGGUGACCAAAGGCGAAGCUGGCAUUGGCAAGUCCUUCCUUGUGGAGAGGUUUAUGCUGGACUGGGCCGAAGGUCGAGCAGGUCAAGAAUUUCAUCUGGUUUUUCCUUUUGAUGCUCGCCAGCUGGGUUUAUGUAGAGGAAAGAGUUUCAGGCUAGCAGAGCUAAUUCACACGUGUGUUCCAGAAAUGGCAUCCAUUGCAGAGGAAAUGCUUAAUGAAAUCCUCACAGACCUACAAGAUGUCCAACACACCAUUGAUGAUAGACGGAAAUUUAAGCUUCUGUUUGUUAUCGAUGGUCUGGAUCAGAAUCUCCUUGAACUUGAUUUUACCGGCCGAACACGAAAGCCGGAUAUCCGAAAGUCAACCAGAGUAGAAGUGCUUCUGACUAAUCUCAUCAUGAAGAAACUGCUUCCUUCUGCUUGUCUCUGGAUUACCACGCAAUCUGCAGCAGCCAAUCAGAUCCCUGCUAAGUGUGUUGACAUGGUAACGGAGCUCAGAGGGUUCACUAACCUGAAGAGAGACAAGUUCUUUAGGAAGAGAUUCAUAGAUGAAGAGAAGGCCAAUAGGAUCAUCUCCCACAUAAACACAUCACAAGGCCUCCAUAUCCUGUGCUACACCCCAUUCUUCUGCUGGAUCACUGCUGCGGUUCUGGAGGAGUCCUUGGAGGCCAGACAGGGAGAAGAGCUGCCAAACACCCUGACAGAGAUGUAUGCAGAGUUUCUGAUGGCUCAGAUCAACCACACAGAGAAAAAGUAUGCUCCGGAAAAGUGCAUCAAAUCUUUGGCCAAACUAGCCUUUCAGAACAUCCUGAAAAAUCAAACAGUUUUCACUGAGGAAGACUUAAGGAGAUGUUGCCUUCCGGCUGGAACUGCAUUGUUCUAUUCAAGGUGGUUUAAAAAGAUCUUUAAGGAGUUUCCUGGAAAGAAGUCAGAGGAGGAACAGAUGUUCUGCUUUGCUCAUUCCAGCAUUCAGAGGUUUCUUGCUGCUGUUCAUGUGAUUAUUUCACUGAUCACCUACAACAGAAAUGUUAUGCAUGUGUCAUGGUUUAACUCUGAUGAAUGGCCCAAAUUAUUCAGCAGAAUAUCUGCAACAAAGGUUCACAGAAGGGCAUUGAAAAGAGCCCUGAAAAGCCCAAAUGGAAAGCUAAACCUGGUCCUACGGUUCAUCAUGGGUCUUUCUCUGCAAACAACCCAGGUCCGUAUGGCUGGCCUGCUGACACCAACAGGAAAUGUCACAUGGUCUAACAACGAAACAAGUAAAUACAUCAAGAGGAAAAUCAGACGGAGUAAAUCACCAAAAAAAAUGAUAACCAUGCUGCACUGUCUGAAUGAGCUGAAGGAUGACUCUAUCGUGGAGGAGAUAGAAUACGUCCUGAGAUCAGGAAGUCUACUCACAGACAGCCAAUGGUCCGCCCUGAACUUCAUAGUACUGUCCUCAGAAAACCAUCCACAUGAGUUUGACCUGAAGAAGUACUCUGCUUCAGACGGGGUUCUGCUGCAGCUCCUGCCUGUUCUGAAGGCCUCCAGCAAAGCACUGUUAAAAAGCUGUAAAUUAUCAGAAGCAUCCCUGGAAGUUCUGUCUCAGGUUCUCAGCUCUCAUUGCUCCAGUCUGAGAGAACUGGACCUGAGUUACAACGACCUGCAGGAUUCAGGAGUGAAGCUGCUCUCUGUUGGACUGCAGAGUCCAGACUGUAAACUGGAAACUCUCAGGUUAGCAGACUGUAAAUUAUCAGAGGCAUCCCUGGAAGUUCUGUCUCAGGUUCUCAGCUCUCAUUGCUCCAGUCUGAGAGAACUGGAUCUGAGUUACAACGACCUGCAGGAUUCAGGAGUGAAGCUGUUUUCUGUUGGACUGCAGAGUCCAGACUGUAAACUGGAAACUCUCAGGUUAGUAGACUGUAAAUUAUCAGAGGCAUCCCUGGAAGUUCUGUCUCAGGUUCUCAGCUCUCAUUGCUCCAGUCUGAGAGAACUGGAUCUGAGUUACAACGACCUGCAGGAUUCAGGAGUGAAGCUGCUUUCCGUUGGACUGCAGAGUCCAGACUGUAAACUGGAAACUCUCAGGAUGUCUCGCUGUUUGAUCACGGAGGAUGGUUGUAAUUUUCUGGUUUUGGCUCUAAAAUCCAACCCACGCCAUCUGAAAGAACUUGACCUGAGCUACAACCACCCAGGAGAGUCAGGAAAAAAGGAGUUAACAGCUGGACUGGAGGAUCCCCUCUGGACUCUAGAGACUCUUAGGUUGGACAACUGUGGAGAGCAUAAGCUGCGAACUGGAGUCAGGAAAUACACCUGUGAACUUGAAAUGGACCCAAACACAGCAAACACAUUCCUCAUGUUGUCCCAAAGCAACAGGAGGGUGGUGUGUUCGAGGAAACAGGUAUAUCCAGAUCACAAAGAAAGAUUUAACUUCUGGCAUCAGGUGCUAUGCAAAGACGCUCUGCCUAGCCGCUGUUACUGGGAGGUGGAAUGGGAAGGACAGGUUGAUAUAGCAGUAAGUUACAAAGGAAUCAGCAGAAAGGGAGACGGAAGAGACUCCCUAUUUGGAGCAAACGAUAAGUCCUGGACUCUGACCUGCCUCCUCAACCGCUUUGCUGUCUUUCAUAACAGAAAGCUUAAAGAACUUUCCCCGCCCCCGGGCGCCUUCAACAGAGUCGCAGUGUUUGUGGACUGUCCUGCUGGCAUUCUGUCCUUCUAUGCGGUUUCCUCUGACACGCUCAUCCACCUCCACACAUUCAGCACCACAUUCUCCGAACCUCUGUAUGCCGGAUUUGGAUGUGAUCGGGAUAAGGGGCUGAUGAACUUCUUAUAUAUGAGGUCGUCACUGUCUGUGUGCACGCCGUCCAAAGACGAGUCUGCGGCACCUGCUACAAAAUAAGAACCAAAGAAUUUGG
Molecule: messenger RNA, 3244 nt
Organism: Cyprinodon tularosa
Lineage: Eukaryota; Metazoa; Chordata; Actinopteri; Cyprinodontiformes; Cyprinodontidae
Product: NACHT, LRR and PYD domains-containing protein 12-like
Exons: 8
Coding region: 109-3228 (1039 amino acids)
Molecular function (GO): protein binding
Source: RefSeq, a predicted model, not a curated record